AUGGAGUCGUUUGAGGUGCCAGUUAACGGGGUCUCUCACACUGAAGAUCCGUUCUCUGGACCACUGACAUCUAUUGCGCCCUGGAACUAUCACUUCCUGGCUGCGUUGAUGUUCAUAGUGACCACAUUGUCUCUCUCCGAGAACUUUGCGGUGAUGUUGGUGACAUUCAGGUUUAAACAGCUGAGGCAGCCUUUAAAUUACAUCAUUGUCAACUUAUCUCUGGCAGACUUUCUCGUGUCAUUGACUGGAGGGACUAUAAGUUUUCUGACUAAUUUCCACGGCUAUUUCUUCUUGGGUAAAUGGGCUUGCGUUUUGGAGGGUUUUGCGGUCACCUUUUUUGGUAUCGUGGCGCUGUGGUCGCUGGCUGUUCUGGCGUUUGAGCGGUUCUUUGUGAUCUGUCGACCACUGGGAAACAUUCGUCUAAGAAACAAACACGCUGCGCUCGGUCUGCUGUUUGUCUGGACCUUCUCCUUUAUCUGGACCAUCCCGCCUGUGUUAGGUUGGAGCAGCUACACUGUCAGUAAGAUCGGCACCACCUGUGAGCCCAACUGGUACUCUGGAAGCUUCCAUGACCACACCUUCAUUAUCACUUUCUUUACCACCUGUUUCGUUCUUCCACUGGGUGUGAUAAUCGUCUGUUACUGCAAGCUGCUCAGGAAGUUGAGAAAGGUUUCCAACACUCAUGGCAGGUUGGGUAACGCCAGGAAACCUGAGCGUCAGGUGACCCGUAUGGUGGUUGUGAUGAUCGUCGCGUUCAUGGUGGCCUGGACGCCAUACGCUGCAUUCUCAAUCAUCGUGACGGCACACCCCAGCAUCCACCUGGACCCUCGACUGGCAGCUGUCCCAGCGUUCUUCUCCAAAACAGCUGCAGUCUACAAUCCCAUCAUAUAUGUCUUCAUGAACAAACAGUUCAGGAAGUGUUUGAUUCAGCUGUUGAGCUGCAGUGACACCAUCACUAUCGAGGGCAACAUGAAUCAGACCACCGAACGAGCAGGUAUGACCGGUGAAAGCAACACUGGAGAGAUGUCUGCCAUCGCCGCCCGAAUCCUGGUGGCUGGAACCGUCCCGCCCAUAAGCGACAAUCAGUCAAGUGAUUGUAGCUCGUUCGCUCAACGUCCCAUUCCUGAGAACAAAGUAUGUCCGAUGUGACAGCAAACACACUGUCUUUUGUCAUUCAUGCUAUCUGGCUAAAUGUUGAAAUGUAUGUUUUUUCCUUUGGCGGCUAAAUUGUUUGUCUAAAUGUCCUGACAUUCAUGCAGUAUUUGUUAUUUAUUUUUUUGCCCAUUUUCUCCCAAUUUGGAAUGCCCAAUUCCCACUACUUAGUAGGUCCUCGUGGUGGCGCGGUUACUCACCUCAAUCCGGGUGGCGGAGGACAAGUCUCAGUUGCCUCCGCUUCUGAGACCGUCAAUCCGUGCAUCUUAUCACGUGACUCGUUGUGCAUGACACCGUGGAGACUCACAGCAUGUGGAGGCUCAUGCUACUCUCCACGAUCCACACACAACUUACCACACGCCCCAUUGAGAGCGAGAACCACUAAUCACGACCACGAGGAGGUUACUCCAUGUGACUCUACCCUCCCUAGCAACCGGGCCAAUUUGGUUGCUUAGGAGACUUGGCUGGAGUCACUCAGCACACCCUGGAUUCAAACUCGCGACUCCAGGGGUGAUAGUCAGCGUCAAUACUCGCUGAGAUACCCAGGCCCCCAGAAACACAUUUUAAGUUUUAUGCACUAAAGUAAAGUCUAAGCUUUCUAAUGAUAUAAUUAGUGUUUCUACUCAAAAUGUUGCUGAGAUAUAAUCGUGUAGAUAUUGCCUGACCCUUCACAUUUCAAAGUGAAUAUUUGUACUUAUUUCACACAACAACAAAAAAACCUUUUGCAUUAGUCCACACAACAGAAGCCAGAAUAUAGAAGUGUCCAAAUAAUGAAUAAAUGUACCAGAAUAAUGUUGCUUUCAGA
Molecule: messenger RNA, 1957 nt
Organism: Myxocyprinus asiaticus (Chinese sucker)
Lineage: Eukaryota; Metazoa; Chordata; Actinopteri; Cypriniformes; Catostomidae
Product: opsin-VA-like
Exons: 5
Coding region: 1-1149 (382 amino acids)
Biological process (GO): G protein-coupled receptor signaling pathway; phototransduction; visual perception
Cellular component (GO): membrane; photoreceptor outer segment
Molecular function (GO): G protein-coupled receptor activity
Source: RefSeq, a predicted model, not a curated record